Molecule: messenger RNA, 1257 nt
Organism: Symbiodinium natans
Lineage: Eukaryota; Dinophyceae; Suessiales; Symbiodiniaceae
Source: the annotation of a GenBank genome assembly
AUGAAGAUUUACUUGAGACCGCCCGAAUCCAAAUCCCGAAAGGAGGACGUGGAAGUUGACUUGAACCCAGAUGAGCUGAUAGAAAGCCUCCGCAAGAAGGUUCAGGAGAAGACCGGUCUUGACUGCUACAAGUUGAAAUAUCAGGGUAAAACCCUCAAAGACGAUGAGACGCUGCGUCAGCACAAGGUGGAGGAAGGUGUCACAAUCAUGACAGAGCCCGAGUUCCACGGCCAGUACCUGCCCAUGGGAGUUCAACCUUCGAUGGAGAAGAGGAAAGCCGAAGAGGAGUUGGACAAGGUUGUCGAGCUGGCACCGGAGGUCAAGAAAGCAGCCACCGUCGCAGCGGCAGAGAACAUCACCCAAGCCGAGGUAGCUUGGUGCGGCAUUCGUGCCGGUGCAUAUGGCGAGAAAGGGAUGCGAAGACAGAUGGAGGAUGAGACAGUGAUCUGCGCAUCGCUCUGCGAUCUGGUGCCUCAGCUCUCCGCGGAGCGGAACUUCGCGCUGUUUGGGAUAUUCGAUGGCCACGGCGGCAAGCAGGUGGCAGAAUUUGUUCGGACUUAUCUAGCUCCAGAGUUGGCCAGCGCGUAUGCCAAUGACGAGCCCAAGCAGGGUCCGAUUUCGGACAAGAGGCUCAUGAAGGUCACGGAGGCUGUGUUUCAGCGCAUGGACGCGCGGAUCGCGACAGAGCUAGCAGGUGCCUAUGAUGGAUGCACAGCAAAUGUGGUUUUAGCUAAUGCGGACAAGAUGAUUUCUAUCAAUCUUGGUGAUAGUAUGGCUUAUUUGUGCCGUCGGAAGGAUGUUGAUGACCAGGAGGACACGCUCUGCAUCCCCCUACAGCAGCGGCAGCACAAGUGCUGGAUGAUGAAGGAGAAAGAGCGCAUCCUGAGGUCCGGCGGGGCUGUGGAGAACGGCCGCAUCAAUGGCAUCCUGGAGGUCUCCCGUGCCUUUGGCGAUUUGACGCUGAAGAAGUUUGGAGUGCUGUGCACGCCUGAGUACAUGAAGUUCCAGAUGGACAGGGAGAAGGACCGCUUUGUCAUUCUGGCUUGUGAUGGCUUCUGGAAUGCAUGGACAGCUGCUGAAGCGCUGGAGUACACGCACAGCCUUGUGACCAACGAGGAGGGUCGUGCCGAGCUCGAAGCAGAUUCCAUCGAUAUCCGAGGUGUUUGCAAGGAGCUGGUGCAGCAUGUUAUCGAAGAGAGGAAGGCGCAGGACAACGUGAGCGUCGUUGUCCUGCAUAUCAUGCCGCAGGCAGGCUGA